Pangasianodon hypophthalmus (striped catfish) is the source of this 1505-nucleotide messenger RNA. RefSeq names its product caspase-6-like. Gene Ontology annotation, biological process: apoptotic process; proteolysis. The record is from RefSeq and is a predicted model, not a curated record. Gene Ontology annotation, cellular component: cytoplasm. Bases 161 to 904 code for a protein of 247 amino acids. NCBI's taxonomy places the organism in Eukaryota, Metazoa, Chordata, Actinopteri, Siluriformes, Pangasiidae. The transcript is spliced from 6 exons.
GUGCUACAGAUGAGGUGAGGUGGGCUCCAGGAUUUACUUUAUACACGGUGGCCCCUGGUGUGUGUGUGUGCAGAUAACCUAUAAGAGCUUAGAAGAUAAGAGCUUUCGACUGCAAAACCCACCUCCCCAGAUCUAACAGGACAGUAAAACGGAUUCACCAAUGGAGUACAAGAUGAACCACAAGAGGCGAGGCCUGGCACUAAUCUUCAACCAGGAAAACUUUCGAUAUUUACCGAAGCGCCGUGGCACAAAUAAAGACAGAGACAGCCUCACAGAAAGAUUUCAAGUGUUAGGGUUUGAAGUGAACUCUCACAAUGACAAACGUAAGGAGGAGGUGCUGGGAGAAUUACGAAAAGCUGCCGCAGCUGACCACACGGAUGCUGACUGCUUUGUCUGCAUUUUCAUGACUCAUGGGGAAGAAAGGACAAUUAACGCCUACGAUGAUAAGAUUAAAAUUAAGGAAAUAACAGAUCUCUUCAGAGGAGAUCAAUGCAAGAGCCUUGUAGGGAAGCCCAAGAUCUUCAUCUUCCAGGCAUGUGCUGGUAACAGGUAUGAAGAUGCUGUGACUGGCAUGAUGGCAGGGGACAGUGAUGAUGAGGAAGAGGUGGAGGAAGCAGCUAACAUCUACACCAUCCCAGCAGGGGCAGACUUCCUCAUGUGUUACUCUGUAGCAGAGGGAUUCUAUUCAUUUCGCAGUCCUGAAUUUGGAUCGUUCUACAUUCAGGAUUUAUGUGAAACGCUGCAACAGCAUGGCUCAACUAUGGAGUUCACUGAGCUCCUGACGCUGGUCAACCUGAAGGUUUCCCGACGUACCGCAGACGUGGGCAAUGUUAAGAAUAAAAAACAGAUGCCCUGCUUCACCUCCAUGCUGACUAAAAAAGUCUAUUUUAGGUGCAACAAAUAGUAAAGCACCCGCUCCCAGGGCAUUACUAUUUACCAUUACUCACGCAACAUUUUUGCUGUUAUUAGUGUUUUGUUUUAACAUUUUACAAUGAUUGCAUCAACAUAAUAUACAGUAUCUAUGAGAUGACACUUAACAUAACUCCAGGAUUGAGCUACUAAACCACUAAACCACCACCAAACAUACUGUAUAUGAUAUGGGAGACCGUGGAUGGUGGUAAUGUAAUUUUUUAAAUGUUUUCUUACAUGAUUUUUCAGGACUCUCCUAGGGGAGGUUGUUAAGAGACAUAGCUUUGAUGGUAGUGAUAUAAGGACUAUGGAUGACACUAGUGUUAUAACCAUCCAGGCCCUUGACUCUGUAAUCGCAUGCCAUGGAGUGAAGAGAUGGUUGUGCGCCAAAAAUAAUGUUAAUGAAGAGACCUCAACACUUCUGUCCAUGCUUCCGUCUUUGAUGUUUCUGGGGUGAGAAGGGGUUGGUUUAAAAUGUUCCAUGAUAUAUUUCACACUCAAAGACACACGCAAGCACACUGACUGACAGCCAUGCUGUUCUUUCAUUUCACAACUUCAUUAAAGUUCUUCUAAUGCAAAUUGUAUAGUGUGGGCUC